CCAUGGAAGCCCCGCCCCUCGGCCGCGCCAUGGCGCUGUCCGCGCUGGAGCGGGAUCCGGCGGCCGGGGGUCGCUUCGCCUCCGCCGUGCCCCCUCUGUGCCGCCGCCGGCCUUGCGUGCUCGGCGUGGACGAGGCGGGCCGGGGGCCGGUGCUCGGGCCGAUGGUUUACGCGAUCUGUUACUGCCCCGAGGAGAAGCUGCCGGAGCUGGAGGCGCUGGGGGUGGCAGAUUCGAAGACGCUGUCGGAGGCGGAGCGGGAGCGGCGCUUCGGGCUCCUGGAAGCGGCGGGGGAUUGGGUGGGGUGGGCGCUGCAGGUGCUGCCCCCCGACCACAUCUCUGCCUGCAUGCAGCAGCGAGCCAAGUACAACCUGAACGAACUGUCCCACGACACGGCAGCAGAGCUGAUCCAGUUCGCGAUCGAUUCUGGGGUGCAGGUGGCCCAGGUGUUUGCAGACACGGUGGGGCCGGCGGACAAGCACGAGGCGCGGCUGCGGCGGCGCUUCCCGGGGCUGGGGGUCACCGUGCGCCCCAAGGCCGAUGCGCUGUUCCCCACAGUCAGUGCCGCCAGCAUCUGCGCCAAGGUCGCCCGGGACCGUGCUGUGCUCCACUGGAACUUCGUGGAGAAGUUGGGGGACCCCGACCGCGAUUAUGGCUCCGGAUACCCCAACGACCCCAAGACCAAGGAGUGGCUGAGGAGGAACCUGCACCCCAUUUUUGGGUUCCCCCAACUUGUCAGGUUCAGCUGGGGCACGGCACAGACACUGCUGCAGCAAGGGGGGGUCCCAGUGCACUGGGCUGAUGAGGACCCCACGGAUGACCCCACAGCCCCCCCCCUCGGUGCUUUCCUUCUUCGCCCGGAGCCCCCCCCAGCGCACCCCCCACCGCUUCUUCCAGGAGCGCAACCUGCGGGCCCUGGCUGAGCUGUGAACCCCCCAAAAAAGGGGAGACACCCCCCCCCCAAAAUGGGGGCCCAAACCCCAGCUGAUUAUUUUGUAAUAAAGAAUUUAAA
Molecule: messenger RNA, 1009 nt
Organism: Hirundo rustica (Barn swallow)
Lineage: Eukaryota; Metazoa; Chordata; Aves; Passeriformes; Hirundinidae
Gene: RNASEH2A
Product: ribonuclease H2 subunit A
Exons: 8
Coding region: 3-920 (305 amino acids)
Biological process (GO): mismatch repair; DNA replication, removal of RNA primer
Cellular component (GO): ribonuclease H2 complex
Molecular function (GO): RNA-DNA hybrid ribonuclease activity; RNA binding
Source: RefSeq, a predicted model, not a curated record